AUGUGGAGAGACUCGGUGGGGAUUAAAAUACUUCAUUCUGAUAAGAGGAUCAUUGAUGUGCAAGUGAAAUGGCAGGAUAAAGUUUUCUAUCUGUCGUGUAUCUAUGGUGACCCUGUUAGAGGUGCAAGAGGAGGUGUUUGGGAAAGAUUGACAAGGAUAGGGAUCUCUAGAAGUGGACCAUGGAUGUUAACAGGCGAUUUCAACGAAUUGGUGGAUCCAUCAGAGAAGAUAGGAGGGCUGAGAAGAGAGCUGGCAACAUGUCUGGAAUUUCAACAAAUGCUUCGAGCAUGUGGCCUUUGGGAGAUCAAACACAGAGGUUAUCAGUUCUCUUGGUUCGGGAACAGGAACGACGAACUGGUGCAGUGCAGAUUGGACAGAACAGUUGCAAACCAAGAAUGGUCUAAGUUAUUCCCACAAGGACAAGCCACCUAUCUUAAGAAAGUAAGUUCGGAUCACAGUCCAUUGAUAAAUUCUCUGAUGGGUGAAAACUGGAGGAAAUGGGCUAGCUUUAAAUAUGAUCAGCGAUGGGUGCAAAGGGAAGGCUUCGUGAAUCAUUUCAAUCAAGUAUGGAAUUCAGAAGAAGUGCGACAAGCGGAUUCUUUAGUCGCAAAAAUAUCUUUAUGCAGAAAAGGUAUAUCAAGAUGGAAAAGACAGAGUAAGCUAAAUUCUGCGAUUAGAAUCCAGUCUUUGCAUCACCAGAUUGAUCUUGCUACCCAACAAAGGCACUCUAACCCAGAAGAAGUGCAUCGGCUCAAACAAGAUCUUAAUGCAGAACAUCUUCGAGAAGAAAUCUUCUGGCAGCAAAAGAGCCGAUCUAGUUGGUUGAACAAUGGGGACAAAAAUACCAAGUACUUUCAUGCAACGACCAAAAAUAGAAGAGCCCAAAACAGGAUCCAAAUUUUAGAAGAUGAUGAAGGUAAACAAUGGUCUGCUGAUAAAGAUCUUGGAAGAGUGGCUGAGCAGUUUUUCCGGAAGUUGUAUACUUCUGAAGAUGUGGGAUAUAAACUGCAGAUGAUGUCAGAGAUAAUUCCUCUUAUUUCCAGGGAGAUGAAUGAGUAUCUUCUGACUGAAGUAACAGUGGAGGAGGUUAAAAGAGCUGUUUUUGACAUCAAUCCAAAUAAAUGUCCAGGCCCAGAUGGAAUGACAGGUUUCUUUUUCCAACAGUUUUGGGAUGUCAUUGGCGAGGACAUAGUUAAUAUGGUCAAGACGUUCUUUCAAUCAGGCAAAUUGGAGAAGGAUAUUAACAGAACAAACAUCUGCCUGAUUCCAAAGAAGUUGAAAGCAGUGAAGCUUGCGGAGUUCCGGCCAAUAAGUCUAAGUAAUGUGGUGUACAAAAUCAUCAGUAAGGUGAUGGCAAAGCGCUUGACGAGUCUAUUGCCAGACAUCAUUUCAGAAACGCAAGCAGCUUUUAUCAAGGGAAGACUUAUCACUGAUAAUAUCCUGAUAGCUCAUGAACUCCUUCAUGCGCUUAGCUCAAAUAAUAAAUGUGCGGAGGAGUUUAUAGCCAUCAAAACUGAUCUAUCAAAAGCUUUCGAUAGAGUUGAGUGGCAGUUUCUAGAUGAUGCUAUGCAAUCCUUGGGCUUCUCUGAACAUUGGCGGGCUAUGAUUAUGGAGUGUGUGAGCAGCGUUCAGUAUCAAGUCCUCAUUAAUGGGUCCCCCUCAAAUAAUAAAUGUGCGGAGGAGUUUAUAGCCAUCAAAACUGAUCUAUCAAAAGCUUUCGAUAGAGUUGAGUGGCAGUUUCUAGAUGAUGCUAUGCAAUCCUUGGGCUUCUCUGAACAUUGGCGGGCUAUGAUUAUGGAGUGUGUGAGCAGCGUUCAGUAUCAAGUCCUCAUUAAUGGGUCCCCGUAUGGAGAUAUUCGACCAACAAGAGGCCUCCGCCAAGGGGACCCAUUAUCACCAUACUUAUUCCUCAUUUGCACCGAAAUGCUAGUUAAGAUGUUCCAGCAUGCUGAGAAUAAUGGAAAGAUAACUGGAUUGCAAGUUGCAAGAGGUUCUCCUCCUAUCACCAACCUCUUAUUUGCUGAUGAUAGCAUGUUUUACUGCAAGAAAUCAGACUCAGAGAUCAAUCAAGUAAUCAGUAUUAUUGAGGAGUACAGUCUUGCAUCGGGUCAGCGGGUCAAUUACGAGAAGUCCAGUGUGUAUUUCGGGAAGCUUAUCCCAGAUGAGGAACGAGGGAAUAUCAAACAUAAUCUGGGGAUAAAUCAAGAAGGAGGGGAGGGUAUUUACCUUGGAUUACCGGAAUCAUUUAAGGGUUCCAAGGUUAAUACGCUGAGCUAUCUCAAGGAGCGCAUGCAUCAAAAGGUCAACGGAUGGCAAUCUCUGUUCUUGUCACCCGGAGGAAAGGAAGUUCUUUUAAAGGCAGUAGCCAUGGCUUUGCCAACACACACGAUGUCAUGCUUUAAGCUUCCCACAGCAAUAUGCAAGCAAUUGACUUCUGUAAUGUCAGAUUUCUGGUGGCAAAACAAACAGGAUUCGAGAGGUAUGCACUGGACUGCCUGGGAGAAACUGAGUAAGCCAAAAGCUGUGGGAGGACUAGGCUUUCGAGAUAUUGAGGAUUUCAAUCUCGCGUUAUUGGGGAAGCAGCUUUGGAGAAUGAUCACACACAAGGAUUCUUUGCUCGCAAGAGUUUACAAAAGUCGCUACUUCAAGCACUCAGACCCUUUGUCUGCCUCUUUAGGGAACCGACCCUCUUUUGCCUGGAGAAGUAUACAUGCUUCACAAAAGAUAAUCAAACAAGGAGCGAGAGCAGUAAUAGGGAAUGGAGCAAGUGUUAACAUCUGGCAGCAUCAGUGGGUCGAAGAAAAACCAAGUAGAGGAAUCAGUCGGAUGAAAGUGAUCCCUCCACAAUUCCAGCGGAUAGCCUCUUCAGUGAAUUCUGUGCAGGAUCUACUACUACCUUCUGGUAAGGAUUGGAAUGAGACCCUAUUAGAACUUUUGUUUGAGGAUGCGGACAGGGUUUGUAUAAGGGGAUUGAGACCGGGUAGUGCAACCACCAAAGAUGUCUAUGCAUGGGAUUACUCAAGGUCCGGUCAUUAUAGUGUCAAGUCUGGGUAUUGGGUAGCAACUCAGGUGAUAAAGGGGAAGGAUCAACCUCAAUUUGUGCUUCAGCCCAGCUUGGAUCUCUUAUACCAACAAAUAUGGAAGCUGGAUGCACCGCCAAAACUACACCACUUUAUUUGGAGAUGUAUAAGCAAUAACCUCUCAGUUGCAGGGAACCUAUACCAUCCCCACAUAUCAAGAGAGGCAAGCUGUAUCCGAUGCCCCAACGCUAGAGAAUCAACAAAUCAUCUCUUGUUUACAUGCCCAUUAUCCAGACUAGUUUGGGCAAUCUCUCCAAUUCCUGCUCCUCCGGAGGGUGAUUGGUCAAACUCGAUAUAUGCUAACCUGUUCUGGGUUUUUAAUUACCAUAAGGAGCUCCCCUCUCAAGAGAACCUCUCCUCUCUAUCUCCUUGGAUUCUCUGGAGAAUUUGGAAAAACCGCAAUAAUCUCAUCUUCAAGGGCAGAGAAUAUGAGGCAAUUAGUUUAAUCAACAAGGCCAAAGAGGAUGCAGAAGAAUGGAGUCAAAGGUUGGAGCUAAGAGGUAUAAAACAUCCUAACCCUCCAGGUUCCCUUAACCGGAAUAAAUGGAUCAAACCAUCGCAGGACUGGGUCAAAUGUAACUCCGACGGAGCCUGGCCCCAUGAUGGUGACACAGGAGGAUUAGGAUGGGUUCUUAGAGAUAACAGAGGCAAAAUAUUAUGGGCAGGGGUAAGAUUGGUGUCAAAGACACGAACUGUAUUGGAGAUUGAAGCUGAAGCUUUCAGAUGGGCGGUGAUAAACUUAGUUCGUCUCCAAUAUCCCCGGGUCAUAUUUGAGUCUGACUCUCAGACACUGGUAGACCUGCUAAAUGGGGAAGGAAGUAGGCCAACUAUUGAUCCAAUUGUGCAAGAUAUCAGGCAUCAUCUUCCCCUCUUCGACCAGUGCAAGGUGGUUUUUAUUAAGCGAUCUGGUAAUGGUGUAGCCGAUAGGAUAGCUCAGGAAUCACUUUCUUUUCAGAACUUUGAUCCUAAGUUGUAUGCUAUUGAGCCAAGCUGGUUAAAAUCUUUGGUGGAUGCAGAUAUUGUAUAA
Camelina sativa (false flax) is the source of this 4107-nucleotide messenger RNA. NCBI's taxonomy places the organism in Eukaryota, Viridiplantae, Streptophyta, Magnoliopsida, Brassicales, Brassicaceae. The record is from RefSeq and is a predicted model, not a curated record.